UUCUCUGGAACGCAGGUGAAUGGAAACUCGUACCAGAGGAAGAGGACAUUGCUCUUUGGAGCUAGCAACGAUGUAGAGGACAAGCCCAGUCAGAACCUAGGGGGUGCCACUCAAAGGGCUGCAGCUUUAGCUGCCUUAACUUCUGCAUUCAAUUCAUCUUCUGCCAAAUCAACCCCUUCGGCCUCGGAUCCCUCCCGUGAAAAUAAGAGUGGAACUACACAAAGAGCUGCAGCUUUAGCAGCUUUAUCAUCUGCAUUUAAUCAGUCAGCAGCAGAACCCAAAACUUCGGCUCCGAAGCCUAUCACUUUUCGCCAGGCAUCGCAAAGAGCGGCUGCAAUAGCUGCUCUUUCAUCUGUUCUCACUGCUGAAAAUAAGAAAAAAUCUCCUGACGUAUCACCUCCUAAGAGAAUCUCCAGGAGCAGUUCCUCAACAGCUGCUCUUUCCUCUAUUUUCACUUCUCAAUGUGCGAGACAAUCGCCUGACGUAUCGCCCAAGAAACUCUCCAGGAGCAGUUCCACACCAGCCACCCCACCUUCCGAGUUAGCCGACUUAAAGAGUGAAGCGGACCCUUUUGAAGCAGAGGAUUCUCAAAAGGUUGCUAAAACCAAUGAGGAAGAGUCAGAACCACCAAAGGAAGAGUCAGAACCACCGAAGGAAGAGAACGAGAGUGCAUAAUGCAUUCGAAGAGCAACUGAUGACCAAUUCCGAAAACCUUGUGACGGGGUUCAAUUUCACCCGGAAGCAG
This is a messenger RNA of Hibiscus syriacus, 745 nucleotides long. Its product is annotated as villin-2-like. The annotation marks the transcript as partial. The transcript is spliced from 5 exons. The record is from RefSeq and is a predicted model, not a curated record. NCBI's taxonomy places the organism in Eukaryota, Viridiplantae, Streptophyta, Magnoliopsida, Malvales, Malvaceae.